ACAGCAAGGAAGACCAUCGGGAGUCAGGUAUCUCCACAAAGGCUGUUCCCAUGGCAGCAGACUACUUUGGAUUCUCCUAUGUUCGGGCAGCUGAAAAAGAAACCAACGUGGCCAUCAACAAUGCAGCCGACAUCUCGGUGAUUGUGAUUUAUUUUGUGGUUGUCCUGGCUGUUGGGAUAUGGGCAAUGGUGAGCACCAAUCGGGGCACGGUGGGUGGAUUCUUUCUGGCUGGACGCAGCAUGGUGUGGUGGCCGAUCGGGGCAUCACUGUUUGCCAGCAACAUUGGAUCCGGGCACUUUGUGGGCCUGGCUGGGACGGGCGCAGCGGCAGGCAUCGCCAUCGGGGGCUUCGAGUGGAACGCUCUCAUCGUGGUGAUCAUUCUGGGGUGGCUCUUUGUACCCAUUUACAUCAAGGCUGGGGUGGUCACCAUGCCGGAGUACCUGAAGAAGAGGUUCGGCGGACAGCGCAUUCGGAUCUACCUCUCUGUGCUCUCCCUGCUACUCUACAUCUUCACGAAAAUCUCUGCAGACAUGUUUUCCGGGGCCAUAUUCAUCAACCAGGCCCUGAACCUGAACAUCUAUGUUGCCGUGGUCCUGCUGCUGCUGAUCACUGCCCUCUACACGGUCACAGGUGGCCUGGCAGCGGUGAUCUACACCGACACCUUGCAGACCAUCAUCAUGGUCAUCGGCUCCUUCAUCCUAAUGGGAUUUGCCUUCAAUAAAGUGGGGGGCUAUAACAACUUUUAUAACGGCUACAUGAACUCCAUCCCCGCCAACGUGAGCGCCAACAUCAGCGAGGCGUGCUACACGCCCCGCUCAGACGCCUUCCACAUCUUCCGGGACCCCAUCACUGGCGACAUGCCCUGGCCCGGACUGGUCUUCGGCCUCACCAUCCUGGCCACCUGGUACUGGUGCACGGACCAGGUGAUCGUGCAGCGCUGUCUGUCUGCAAAGAACAUGUCUCACGUCAAGGCCGGCUGCAUCCUGUGUGGCUACCUAAAGCUGCUUCCAAUGUUCCUCAUGGUCUUCCCUGGCAUGAUCAGCCGCAUCUUGUACACAGAUGUGGUUGCCUGUGUCGAUCCGGACAAGUGUGAGGCCUACUGUGGCACGAGUGUGGGCUGCACCAAUAUCGCCUAUCCCAAGAUGGUAGUGGACCUCAUGCCGAACGGCCUUAGGGGGCUGAUGCUGUCAGUCAUGUUGGCGUCCCUCAUGAGCUCGCUCACCUCCAUCUUUAACAGCGCCAGCACGCUCUUCACCAUGGACAUCUACACCAAAAUCCGGCCCUCUGCCUCCGAAAAGGAACUCAUGAUCGCUGGCAGGGUUUUUAUCUUAGGCCUGAUUGCUGUCAGCAUUGCCUGGAUCCCCAUCGUCCAGACGGCACAGAGCGGUCAGCUAUUUGACUACAUCCAGUCCAUCACCAGCUACCUGGGCCCACCCAUCGCCGCCGUCUUCCUGUUGGCCAUCUUCUGCAAGCGUGUCAAUGAGCCGGGGGCCUUCUAUGGGCUGCUGGUGGGGUUGUUCAUUGGGUUGGCUCGGAUGAUUACGGAGUUUGCCUACGGGACGGGCAGCUGCGUGAACCCCAGCAACUGCCCCAAGAUCAUCUGCCGCGUUCACUACCUCUAUUUUGCCCUCAUCUUGUUCGGAAUCUCCUGUGUGCUCGUCCUGGGCAUAUCUCUGAUGACAAAGCCCAUCGAUGACAAGCAUCUACACCGACUCUGCUGGAGUCUGCGGAACAGCACCGAAGAGAGGGUGGACCUGGAGGUGGAUACCUGGGAUGCUAAACCCAGCGAUGAUAAAUCCAUGAAGGUGGAAGAGCCAGCCGAGGACCCCAGCUGCUGGAAAAAGGCCUAUAACUGGUUCUGUGGCUUCGAGCAGGGUGCAGCCCCCGAGCUGAGCCCCGAGGAGCAGGCUGAGCUGCAGAAGAAGUUGACCGACACCUCAGAGAACCCUGUCUGGAGGAACGUGGUCAACGCCAAUGCCAUCAUCCUCCUCACCGUGGCCAUCUUCUUCUACGCCUACUUCGGCUAGUGGCCCCCCAGCCGUCAAGGACCCCAGCCUCUAACCCCCCCCCCCACCCGCAGAGUCUCUCUCUUUCUACUUCCCUCUCGCUUCGAUCUUCACUCGUCCCAGAACAAAUACAUGCGACUGAAAGCAUAUUUUUACUGAACCGCUCAUUUGAUGUAAGGAAUAUUAAAGCAGGGCUGUAUUUAUCUACA
This is a messenger RNA of Brienomyrus brachyistius, 2215 nucleotides long. RefSeq names its product solute carrier family 5 member 1 (gene slc5a1). Bases 51 to 2027 code for a protein of 658 amino acids. The record is from RefSeq and is a predicted model, not a curated record. Gene Ontology annotation, cellular component: plasma membrane. Gene Ontology annotation, molecular function: D-glucose:sodium symporter activity. Gene Ontology annotation, biological process: transmembrane transport; sodium ion transport. The transcript has 15 exons. Lineage: Eukaryota; Metazoa; Chordata; Actinopteri; Osteoglossiformes; Mormyridae.